CCUUCAUCGAACUAACCAGUGGAAUGCUUCAUAGAGGGCGUACUUCAGUGUUGCAUUAUUGUUAUUUGUUUCUUUUUCUCUAAACACAGAUUGGAGUUCUGCGCACUGUCAUAUCUUUUGAUACCGGGAUACGGUUCUUUAAUCGUUGGAUUAUUCUCGACGAGCCAGAUCUACUCCGAUGCCUAUCUCCAACCUGGCGAUCACCGCUCUUGACAAUUAACUGCUUCCCGAGAAAUUCCAUUAUUAUCUCACAAUGUGGUUAGGUUGGCUGCCGGCUGUAUUUGUACUUGUUGCCGGCGGGGCUGCGGAGAAGGAAUGGGCCUUCUCACCUCCUUACUAUCCUUCACCUUGGGCUUCGGGCCAGGGAGAAUGGAGCGAGGCAUAUAACAAAGCGCGCGAAUUCGUCUCUCAAUUAACACUCACAGAGAAAGUGAACCUCACGACCGGCGUUGGGUGGAUGCAAGAAGCUUGUGUUGGCAAUGUAGGAUCAAUUCCUCGAUUAGGAUUUCGUUCAUUAUGCAUGCAGGACGGCCCUCUUGGUAUUCGUUUCGCGGACCAUGUCAGUGCAUUUCCGGCGGGUAUCAACGUAGGAGCGACGUGGAGCAAAAAUUUGGCAUACUUGCGUGGAAAGGCGAUGGGAGAAGAACACCGUGACAAAGGAGUCGAUGUGCAAUUGGGACCUGCUGUCGGACCGUUGGGCAGGUCUCCCGAUGGAGGUCGUAACUGGGAAGGCUUUAGUCCUGAUCCGGUGCUGUCGGGAUAUCUGGUCGCUGAAACGAUAAAAGGAAUCCAGGAUGCUGGAGUGAUUGCCUGUGUUAAGCAUUUUAUAGUGAACGAACAGGAGCGUUUUCGUCAAGCGCCUGAAGCUCAAGGGUAUGGUUUCAACAUCUCAGAGAGCUCCAGCUCCAACGUGGACGACGUCACUAUGCACGAGCUGUAUCUCUGGCCAUUCGCCGAUGCGGUGCGAGCCGGAGUGGGCUCUGUGAUGUGUUCAUAUAACCAAAUCAACAACAGCUAUGGGUGCUCUAACAGCUACACUCAGAAUAAGCUCCUUAAAGGCGAACUCGGAUUCCAAGGUUUCAUCAUGAGCGAUUGGCAAGCGCAUCAUAGCGGCGUCGGAGAUGCAUUGGCUGGUUUGGACAUGUCAAUGCCCGGGGACACUCUUUUCCUCACCGGAAAAUCAUACUGGGGACCGAAUUUGACUAUCGCUGUCACCAAUGGGACUAUUCCCCAGUGGAGGCUGGAUGAUAUGGCUGUUCGUAUCAUGGCAGCUUACUACAAAGUCCGGCGUGACCAAACCCAAGUCCCGAUCAACUUCAAUUCCUGGACGCGUGAUGAAUUUGGAUAUCUGCAUGCUGGUGGCCAGGAAGGUUAUGGCAGGGUGAACCAAAUGGUCAACGUACGCGGCAGACAUGCCGUUAUUGCUCGAAAAGUUGCAAGCGCCAGCACAGUGCUUCUUAAGAACAGAGGGGUCCUUCCACUAAAAGGCAAAGAGAAGCUCACUGCAGUUAUCGGGGAAGAUGCUGGACCGAAUCUAUGGGGACCAAAUGGUUGCCCUGAUCGAGGUUGUGCUAACGGGACUCUAGCGAUGGGUUGGGGCAGCGGUACGGCGGAUUUUCCGUACCUUGUGACACCAGCGCAGGCGAUUGAGAAUGAAGUAAUAACGAAAGGAGUUGGAGAAGUAAUGUCAGUGUUUGACAACUACGCAACGUCUCAGAUCGAAUCGGUUGUUUCUCAAGCUACUGUCUCGCUUGUAUUUGUGAACGCAGGCGCUGGAGAAGCUUUUAUCAGUGUUGACGGGAAUGAGGGCGAUCGAAAGAACUUGACUCUCUGGAAGAACGGGGAUGAGUUAAUUAAAACAGUCGCCUCCAUGUGUAACAAUACUGUCGUGGUCAUGCACACUGCUGGGCCCGUCUUGGUUGACAAGUGGUACGACCAUCCUAAUGUCACUGCUAUCUUGUGGGCAGGGCUACCCGGGCAAGAAAGCGGUAAAGCCCUAGGGGACGUGAUCUAUGGUCGAGGCAAUCCAGGGGCCAAAUCUCCUUUCACAUGGGCCGCGACCUCGGAGGACUAUGGUGUCAGCAUCCUCAAAGAGCCCAAUGCGGGCACCAAGGCCCCGCAGAUUGAUUUCGAGGAAGGUAUCUUUAUUGAUUACCGCGCCUUCGACAAGUCAAACACAAAGCCAAUCUAUGAAUUCGGAUUUGGCUUGAGCUACACGACUUUCACCUUCUCUGACCUCGAAGUCCAGCCACUGCGGGCCAACCCGUAUGUUCCCACAAGCGGUUUCACGGAUCCUGCCCCCGUUUUUGGUAACUCGACCGAUCAUCUCCAGUUUCCUGCCGGAUUUGACCCUGUCCACCUCUACAUCUACCCGUGGUUGAAUUCGACCGAUCUUAAGGAGUCUUCUAUGGACCGCGAUUAUGGGCUACCGACGGAAAAGUAUGUCCCACCAGGAGCAACGGAUGGAGGCCCACAGGCGCUUCUCCCAGCAGGAGGUGGGCCAGGAGGGAACCCGGGCCUAUAUGAGGAGCUUUACAGAGUAUCAGUCACCAUCACAAAUACGGGGAGCGUGACAGGCGAUGAAGUGCCACAGCUGUACCUAUCACUUGGUGGCCCGAACGACGCUAAGAUAGUUUUGCGUGGGUUCGAUCGUGUCACUCUCCGACCUGGCGAGAACACGGUCUGGCAGACAACCCUGACUCGACGUGAUAUCUCCAACUGGGAUCCUGUGACACAGAACUGGGUGGUGACGAGCCAUCCCAAGAUGAUCUACGUGGGAAAUUCAUCCAGGAAUCAGCCUCUAUCCGCUCCUCUACCCCCUUCUUCGUAGGCCAAGCUCUCGAGCGCAUCGAUCCGCCAGGGGUUUGAGAUUGUAGAUACGAGGUUUGCAUCCGUGAUUCCGUGCCUCCAAGGUACGCGGUGGGAUGCGUCAUAGCUACAUAUUAUUUGACAGAUGUUCAAAAGGAAAUCGGUGCGAAAUAACGCUUAAUGCCAUUUCUUCUGUUUUUGAUGAAGCCAUGGAGAGAGAAGCUGUUGAUCAAUCGUGUUGCUCCCCCUUCCCCCGGUCUGGCGGCCCGAGGAAGCGCUGCACGACCCGGUAACCCGCAUAGCACUGUGUAUGACGAUAUAGCCCUCUAGGGG
Coccidioides immitis RS is the source of this 3141-nucleotide messenger RNA. RefSeq names its product beta-glucosidase. The transcript is spliced from 6 exons. Gene Ontology annotation, biological process: glucan catabolic process. Gene Ontology annotation, molecular function: beta-glucosidase activity. The record is from RefSeq and is a predicted model, not a curated record. Lineage: Eukaryota; Fungi; Ascomycota; Eurotiomycetes; Onygenales; Onygenaceae. The coding region runs from base 254 to 2830 and encodes 858 amino acids.